Molecule: messenger RNA, 15428 nt
Organism: Pocillopora meandrina
Lineage: Eukaryota; Metazoa; Cnidaria; Anthozoa; Scleractinia; Pocilloporidae
Source: the annotation of a GenBank genome assembly
AUGUCACAAAUUAUCACGAGAAAGGUGUUCACGUAUUCCAGCGCUUCAACACAGCACCCGAUCGAAAUAACAGGCGAGGAGGACACCAUCCUAAAUCCAGAAACGUUUCCUUCGAGUUACGAAGCAGCAGUUGCAGAAAGUCCACACAGUGAAAUAGACCAAGGAGGUGGAAUUGCCUUCAAAAUUCAUGGCAGUAAAGAUGCUAAUCCAGCAUAUACAAAACAAAGUUCAACAAAGAUCGUUCGGACACUAGUUACGAAUAAAGAAGAGAAGAAACAGCUCGCCAACGAGGCAGCGCUGAAUAUUACAACAACAGUAAAUUCUAAUACUGAACAAAGGCUUGCGAAAUUACAAGAAAAUAUUCAAACAACGAAUAGACACUCAACCAGUGCAGCCAACGAAGACCCUGGAAAACACACCAACGUGGACUCUACUAAUAUAACAGCUACCAGCAGACGAAGGUCAAAAACGAGUUACACAUACAGAGUUCAUGAUGGCAUAGCAGUGUUGGAAAAUGUAACAAGAUACCAGCCUGAAACGCAAACAAUCACAAACUUUGCGCGCGAAAAACCAAAACAUACAGAGAUAUCCAAUGUAUCCUUUGAAAUAAAUACAGAAGACCUGGCAACAAACCAAGACCAUGACGUUCAAAAACAAAACACUUUCAGAACAAAUCUGGCCUUUCAAUCCAAGCCCAAGACGAUAUUUACGCAAAUGGAUAUGGUCUCUAAAUCAGAAAAUAGAGCCGUAAGAGAAAUAUCUGGUAAUCGUCAUACUGAGGGCAUUGGCCAACCAUCAACAGACGCAGAAAAAAGGAAACAACUAAAAUUAACCACCCGAACUACGGCAUACCAUGCCACAGCACAAAAUUCAUCCCAAGGAGAAAGGCAACUUAUUGACACCCCCCAAGAAACCCAGAAAUCACCAAAAUACUCUUACUCAGUCACAAGCCCAGGCCCUUCUCAUAAGAUUUUUGGAUCAGAGGUCUACGGAGAAAAAUCAAUAACACAACCGCAGCACCAAAAAGAGCGUCUCCCAUCAACCAAUACAAAACAAAUAACGACACAGCACCAAACAACAAAUAUAUCUGACUCUGGAAAACUUAUAAUUCCCAAUUUUACUCAAUACACUUCAACCAAUCAGGUAAAACUAUGUGAGCCAACGCCAAAGGACAACAAUGUCAAAAGUGACGAAAAAGUAAAAGACCUCAACACUGAGGAGUGGGUAACACAGGUAGUUACUCAGAAAGAUCUCCGUUCAGAAAAAUCACUGCCACCAAAUAAGCUCUCAGCAUAUAAAAUGCAACUUCUUCACAACCAAGAUACACAGCCCGAGAAAAACCUCGACAAAUCCAGCCCUGGAAGACUUGUCAUUCCCGACUUUAAUCAAAGUACUUUCACAGCAGAAGUCAAAGAGACCACGCCAUCGCCCAAAGUCGACAAACUCAAAACUGAAGAGUGGAGAACACAGGUAGUUACCAACGAAGAAUUCAGAUCAGAACCAACUCUCCAGACAAACAGGCUCUCAGAAGAUAAAAUGAAAUUUCUUCACAACCAAAAUACACAGCCCGAGAAAAAUCUCGACAAAUCCAGCCCUGGCAGACUUGUCAUUCCCGACUUUAAUCAAAGCUCUUUCACCACAGAAGUCAAAGACAUUAAGCCAUUGCCCAAAGUCGACAAACUCAAAACUGAAAGGUGGGCAACACAGGUAGUUACUCAGGAAGAUGUCAGAUCAGAACAACCUUCACAGGCAAAUAGACUGUCAGCAGAUAAAAUGAAAUUUCUUCACAACCAAGAUACACAGCCCGAGAAAAACCUCGACAAAUCCAGCCCUGGUAGACUUGUCAUUCCCGACUUUAAUCAAAGCACCUUCACCACAGAGGUCAAGGAGACUAAGACAUCACCCAAAGUCGACAAACUCAAAACCGAAGAGUGGGUAACACAGGUAGUUACUCAAGAAGAGAUCAGAUCAGAACCACCUCUCCAGGCAAACAGAACAGAUAAAAGACUGUCAAGCAGAUACACAGACCGAGAAAAAUGACAAAUCCAGCCCUGGAAGACUUUCUUUACAACCAAAACAAAUACACAGCACAGAGGUCAAAGAAAACCAUCGCCCAAAGCAAAUCCAGUGGGCCCAGGUAUUUACUCAGGAAGAGGUCAUUUCAGAGACUUUAAACAAAAUGCAAUUUCUUCCAACGAGAUAGAGGUCGAGAAAAAGAGACUGAACCAUCGCCUAAAGUCAACAAAUUUAAAAUUGAAGAGUGGGUAACACAGGUAAUUACUCAGGAAGAAGUCAGAUCAGAGCCACCUCUCCAGGCAAACAGGCUGUCAGCAGAUAAAAUGCAAUUUCUUCACAAUCAAGAUACACAGCCUGAGAAAAAGCUCGACAAAUCCAGUCCUGGAAGACUUGUCAUUCCCGACUUUAAUCAAAGCACCUUUACCUUAGAGGUCAAAGAGACUAAGCCAUCACCCAAAGUCGACAAACUCAAAACUGAAGAGUGGCUAACACAGGUAGUAACUCAGGAAGAGGUCAGAUCAGAACCACCUCUACAGGCAAACAGGCUGUCAGCAGAUAAAAUGCAAUUUCUUCACAAUCAAGAUAAACAGCCCGAGAAAAAUCUCGACAAAUCCAGUCCUGGAAGACUUGUCAUUCCCGAAUUUAAUCAAAGUACUUCCACCACAGACGUCAAAGAGACUAAGCCAUCGCCCAAGGUCGACAAACUCAAAACUGAAGAGUGGGUAUCACAGGUACUUACUCAAGAAGAGAUCAGAUCAGAACCACCUCUCCAAGCAAACAAGCUGUCGGCAGAUAAAAUGCAAUUUCUUCACAACCAAGAUACACAGCGCGAGAAACAGCUCGACAAAUGCAGCCCUGGCAACCUUCUCAUUCCCGACUUUAAUCAAAGCACCUUUACCACAGAAGUCAAAGACACCAAGCCAUCGCCCAAAGUCGACAAACUCAAAAGUGAAGAGUGGGCAACACAGGUACUAACUCAGGAAGAGGUCAGAGCAGAACCACCUCUACAGGCAAACAGGCUCUCAGCAGAUAAAAUGCAAUUUCUUCACAACCAAGCUACACAGCCCGAGAAAAUGCUCGACAAAUCUAGUCCUGGCAGACUUGUCAUUCCCGACUUCAAUCAAAGUACUUUCACCGCACAGGCCAAAGAGACUGAGCCAUCGCCCAAAGUCGACAAACUCAAAGCUGAAGAGUGGCUAACACACGUAGUAACUCAGGAAGAGGUCAGAUCACAACCACCUCUACAGGCAAACAGACUGUCAGCAGAUAAAAUGCAAUUUCUUCACAACCAAGAUACACAGCCCGAGAAAAACCUCGACAAAUCUAGCCCUGGCAGACUUGCCAUUCCCGACUUUAAUCAAAGCCCCUUUACCUCAGAGGUCAAAGAGAGUAAGCCAUCGCCCAAAGUCAACAAACUCAAAACUGAAGAGUGGAUAACACAGGAAAUUAUCCAGGAAAAAGUCAGAUCAGAGGCACCUCUCCAAGCAAACAAGCUGUCAGCAGAUAAAAUAGAGUUUCUUCACAACCAAGAUACACAGCCCGAGAAAAAGCUCGACAAAUCCAGUCCUGGUAGACUUGCUAUUCCCGGAUUUAGCCAAAGCACUUUCACCACAGAGGGCAAAGAGACUAAGCCAUCGCCCAAAGUCAACAAACUCAAAACUGAAGAGUGGGUAACACAGGUAGUUACUCAGGAAGAAGUCAGAUCAGAGCCACCCCUUCUGGCAAACAGGCUGUCCGGAGAUAAAAUGCAAUUUCUUCACAAACAAGAUACACAAGCCGAGAAAAAGUUCAACAAAUCUAGCCCUGGCAGACUUGUCAUUCCCGACUUUAGUCAAAGCACUUCCACCACAGAAGCCAAAGACACUAAGCCAUCGCUCAAAGUCGACGAACUAAAAAGUGAAGACUGGGUAACAGAGGUUGUUAUUCAGGAAGAAGUCAAAUCAGAGCCACCUCUGAAGGCAAACAAGCUGUCAGCAGAUAAAAUACAAUUUCUUCACAACCACGAUACGCACCCCGAGAAAACGUUCGACAAAUCGAGCCCUGGGAAACUUGUCAUUCCCGACUUUAAUCAAAGCACUUUCACCUCAGAGGUCAAAGAGACUAAGUCCUCACCCAAAGUCGACAAACUCAAAACUGAAGAGUGGCUAACACAGGUAGUAACUCAGGAAGAGGUCAGAUCAGAAUCACCUCUACAGGCAAACAGGCUGUCAGCAGAUAAAAUGCAAUUUCUUCACAACCAAGAUACACAGCCCGAGAAAAUGCUCGACAAAUCUGGUCCUGGCAGACUUGUCAUUCCCGACUUUAAUCAAAGUACUUUCACCGCACAGGCCAAAGAGACUGAGCCAUCGCCCAAUGUCGACAAACUCAAAGCUGAAGAGUGGGUAACUCAGGCACUUACUCAAGAGAAGAUCAGAUCAGAGCCACCACUCCACGCAAACAGGCUCUCAGCAGAUAAAAUGCAAUUUCUUCACGACGAUGAUACACAGCCUGACAAAACAUUUCAGAAAUCUAGCCCUGGAAGACUUGUUAUUCCCGACUUUAGUCAAAGCACUUUCACCACAGAGGUCAAAGAGACUACGUUAUCGCCCAAAGUCGACAAACUCAAAAGUGAAGAGUGGCUAAAACAUGUGAUUACUCAGGAAAAAGUCAGAUCAGAGCCAUCUCUCCAAGCAAACAGGCUGUCAGCAGAUAAAAUAGAAUUUCUUCACAACCAAGAUACACAGCCCGAGAAACAGCUCGACAAAUCCAGCCCUGGUAGACUUGUCAUUCCCGACUUUAAACAAAGCACCUUUACCUCAGAGGUCAAAGAGACUAAGCCAUCGCCCAAAGUCGACAAACUCAAAACUGAAGAGUGGCUAACAAAGGUAGUAACUCAGGAAGAAGUCAGAACAGAACCACCUCUGCAGGCAAACAGGCUGUCAGCAUAUAAAAUGCAAUUUCUUCACAACCAAGAUACACAGCCCGAGAAAAAGCUCGACAAAUCCAGUCCUGGUAGACUUGUUAUUCCCGAAUUUAGCCAAAGCACUUUCACCACAGAGGGCAAAGAGACUAAGCCAUCGCCCAAAGUCAACAAACUCAAAACUGAAGAGUGGGUAACACAGGUAGUUACUCAGGAAGAAGUCAGAUCAGAGCCACCCCUUCUGGCAAACAGGCUGUCCGGAGAUAAAAUGCAAUUUCUUCACAACCAAGAUACACAAGCCGAGAAAAAGUUCAACAAAUCUAGCCCUGGCAGACUUGUCAUUCCCGACUUUAAUCAAAGCACUUCCACCACGGAGGCCCAAGACACUAAGCCAUCGCUCAAAGUCGACGAACUAAAAAGUGAAGACUGGGUAACAGAGGUUGUUAUUCAGGAAGAAGUCAGAUCAGAGCCACCUCUGAAGGCAAACAGGUUGUCAGCAGAUAAAAUGCAAUUUCUUCACAACCAAGAUACGCACCCCGAGAAAACGUUCGACAAAUCGACCCCUGGGAAACUUGUCAUUCCCGACUUUAGUCAAAGCACUUUCACCUCAGAGGUCAAAGAGACUAAGCCAUCGCCCAAAGUCGACAAACUCAAAACUGAAGAGUGGCUAACACAGGUAGUAACUCAGGAAGAGGUCAGAUCACAACCACCUCUACAGGCAAACAGGCUGUCAGCCGAUAAAAUGCAAUUUCUUCACAACCAAGAUACACAGCCCGAGAAAAGGCUCGACAAAUCCUGUCCUGGUAGACUUGUUAUUCCCGAAUUUAGCAAAAGCACUUUCACCACAGAGGGCAAAGAGACUAAGCCAUUGCCCAAAGUCAACAAACUCAAAAGUGAAGAGUGGGUAACACAGGUAGUUACUCAGGAAGAAGUCAGAUCAGAACCACCCCUUCUAGAAAACAGGCUGUCCGGAGAUAAAAUGCAAUUUCUUCACAAACAAGAUACACAAGCCGAGAAAACGUUUAACAAAUCAAGCCCUGGCAGACUUGUCAUUCCCGACUUUAAUCAAAGCACUUCAACCACAGAGGCCCAAGACACUAAGCCAUCGCUCAAAGUCGACGAACUAAAAAGUGAAGACUGGGUAACAGAGGUUGUUAUUCAGGAAGAAGUCAGAUCAGAGCCACCUCUGAAGGCAAACAGGUUGUCAGCAGAUAAAAUGCAAUUUCUUCACAACCAAGAUACGCACCCUGAGAAAACGUUCGACAAAUCAACCCCUGGGAAACUUGUCAUUCCCGACUUUAAUCAAAGCACUUUCACCUCAGAGGUCAAAGAGACUAAGCCAUCGCCCAAAGUCGACAAACUCAAAACUGAAGAGUGGCUAACACAGGUAGUAACUCAGGAAGAGAUCAGAUCAGAACCACCUCUACAGGCAAACAGGCUGUCAGCAGAUAAAAUGCAAUUUAUUCACAACCCAGAUACACAGCCCGAGAAAAAGCUCGAAAAAUCCAGUCCUGGUAGACUUGUUAUUCCCGAAUUUAGCCAAAGCACUUUCACCACAGAGGGCAAAGAGACUAAGCCAUCGCCCAAAGUCAACAAACUCAAAACUGAAGAGUGGGUAACACAGGUAGUUACUCAGGAAGAAGUCAGAUCAGAACCACCCCUUCUAGCAAACAGGCUGUCCGGAGAUAAAAUGCAAUUUCUUCACAAACAAGAUACACAAGCCGAGAAAAAGUUCAACAAAUCUAGCCCUGGCAGACUUGUCAUUCCCGACUUUAAUCAAAGCACUUCCACCACAGAAGCCAGAGACACUAAGCCAUCGCUCAAAGUCGACGAACUAAAAAGUGAAGACUGGGUAACAGAGGUUGUUAUUCAGGAAGAAGUCAGAUCAGAACCACCUCUGCAGGCAAACAAGCUGACAGGAGAUAAAAUGCAAUUUCUUCACAACCAAAAUUCGCACCCCGAGAAAACGUUCGACAAAUCGACCCCUGGGAAACUUGUCAUUCCCGACUUUAAUCAAAGCACUUUCACCUCAGAGGUCAAAGAGACUAAGCCAUCGCCCAAAGUCGACAAACUCAAAACUGAAGAGUGGCUAACACAGGUAGUAACUCAGGAAGAGGUCAGAUCAGAACCACCUAUACAGGCAAACAGGCUGUCAGCAGAUAAAAUGCAAUUUCUUCGCAACGAAGAUACACGGCCCGAGAAAAGGCUCGACAAAUCCAGUCCUGGUAGACUUGUUAUUCCCGAAUUUAGCCAAAGCACUUUCACCACAGUGGGCAAAGAGACUAAGCCAUCGCCCAAAGUCAACAAACUCAAAACUGAAGCGUGGGUAACACAGGUAGUUACUCAGGAAGAAGUCAGAUCAGAGCCACCCCUUCUGGCAAACAGGCUGUCCGGAGAUAAAAUACAAUUUCUUCACAGGCAAGAUACACAAGCCGAGAAACAGUUCAACAAAUCUAGCCCUGGCAGACUUGUCAUUCCCGACUUUAAUCAAAGCACUUCCACCACGGAAGCCCAAGACACUAAGCCAGCGCUCAAAGUGGACGAACUAAAAAGUGAAGACUGGGUAACAGAGGUUGUUAUUCAGGAAGAAGUCAGAUCAGAACCACCUCUGAAGGCAAACAGGCUGUCGGCAGAUAAAAUACAAUUUCUUCACAACCAAGAUACACAAGGCGAGAAAAAGCUCAACAAAUCUAGCCCUGGCAGACUUGUCAUUCCCAACUUUAAUCAAAGCACUUACACCACGGAAGCCAGAGACACUAAGCCAUCGCUCAAAGUCGACGAACUAAAAAGUGAAGACUGGGUAACAGAGGUUGUUAUUCAGGAAGAGGUCAGAUCAGAGCCACCUCUGCAGGCAAACAAGCUGACAGGAGAUAAAAUGCAAUUUCUUCAAAACCAAGAUACGCACCCCGAGAAAACGUUCGACAAAUCGACCCCUGGGAAACUUGUCAUUCCCGACUUUAAUCAAAGCACUUUCACCUCAGAGGUCAAAGAGACUAAGCCAUCGCCCAAAGUCGACAAACUCAAAACUGAAGAGUGGCUAACACAGGUAGUAACUCAGGAAGAGGUCAGAUCAGAACCACCUCUACAGGCAAACAGGCUGUCAGCAGAUAAAAUGCAAUUUCUUCACAACCAAGAUACACAGCCCGAGAAAAAGCUCGACAAAUCCAGUCCUGGUAGACUUGUUAUUCCCGAAUUUAGCCCAAGCACUUUCACCACAGAGGGCAAAGAGACUAAGCCAUCGCCCAAAGUCAACAAACUCAAAACUGAAGAGUGGGUAACACAGGUAGUUACUCAGGAAGAGGUCAGAUCAGAACCACCCCUUCUGGCAAACAGGCUGUCCGGAGAUAAAAUGCAAUUUCUUCACAACCAAGAUACACAAGCCGAGAAAAAGUUCAACAAAUCUAGCCCUGGCAGACUUGUCAUUCCCGACUUUAAUCAAAGCACUUCCACCACGGAAGCCCAAGACACUAAGCCAGCGCUCAAAGUCGACGAACUAAAAAGUGAAGACUGGGUAACAGAGGUUGUUAUUCAGGAAGAAGUCAGAUCAGAGCCACCUCCGAAGGCAAGCAGGUUGUCAGCAGAUAAAAUACAAUUUCUUCACAACCAAGAUACGCACCCCGAGAAAACGUUCGACAAAUCGACCCCUGGGAAACUUGUCAUUCCCGACUUUAAUCAAAGCACUUUCACCUCAGAGGUCAAAGAGACUAAGCCAUCGCCCAAAGUCGACAAACUCAAAACUGAAGAGUGGCUAACACAGGUAGUAACUCAGGAAAAGGUCAGAUCAGAGCCACCUCUGCAGGCAAACAAGCUGUCAGCAGAUAAAAUACAAUUUCUUCACAACCAAGAUACGCACCCCGAGAAAACGUUUGACAAAUCGAACCCUGGGAAACUUGUCAUUCCCGACUUUAAUCAAAGCACUUUCACCUCAGAGGUCAAAGAGACUAAGCCAUCGCCCAAAGUCGACAAACUCAAAACUGAAGAGUGGCUAACACAGGUAGUAACUCAGGAAGAGGUCAGAUCAGAACCACCUCUACAGGCAAACAGGCUGUCAGGAGAUAAAAUGCAAUUUCUUCUCAACCAAGAUACACAGCCCGAGAAAAAGCUCGACAAAUCCAGUCCUGGUAGACUUGUUAUUCCCGAAUUUAGCCCAAACACUUUCACCACAGAGGGCAAAGAGACUAAGCCAUCGCCCAAAGUCAACAAACUCAAAACUGAAGAGUGGGUAACACAGGUAGUUACUCAGGAAGAAGUCAGAUCAGAGCCACCCCUUCUGGCAAACAGGCUGUCCGGAGAUAAAAUACAAUCUCUUCACAACCAAGAUACACAAGCAGAGAAAAAGUUCAACAAAUCUAGCCCUGGCAGACUUGUCAUUCCCGACUUUAAUCAAAGCACUUCCACCACAAAAGCCAAAGACGCUAAGCCAUUGCUCAAAGUCGACGAACUAAAAAGUGAAGACUGGGUAACAGAGGGUGUUAUUCAGGAAGAAGUCAGAUCAGAGCCACCUCUGCAGGCAAACAGGCUAUCAGCAGAUAAAAUACAAUUUCUUCACAACCAAGAUACGCACCCCGAGAAAACGUUCGACAAAUCGACCCCUGGGAAACUUGUCAUUCCCGACUUUAAUCAAAGCACUUUCACCUCAGAGGUCAAAGAGACUAAGCCAUCGCCCAAAGUCGACAAACUCAAAACUGAAGAGUGGCUAACACAGGUAGUAACGCAGGAAGAGGUCAGAUCAGAACCACCUCUACAGGCAAACAGGCUGUCAGCAGAUAAAAUGCAAUUUCUUCACAACCAAGAUACACAGCCCGAGAAAAAGCUCGACAAAUCCAGUCCUGGUAGACUUGAUAUUCCUGAAUUUAGCCAAAGCACUUUCACCACAGAGGGCAAAGAGACUAAGCCAUCACCCAAAGUCAACAAACUCAAAAGUGAAGAGUGGGUAACACAGGUAGUUACUCAGGAAGAAGUCAGAUCAGAGCCACCCCUUCUGGUAAACAGGCUGUCCGGAGAUAAAAUGCAAUCUCUUCACAAACAAGAUACACAAGCCGAGAAAAAGUUCACCAAAUCUAGCCCUUGCAAACUUGUCAUUCCCGACUUUAAUCAAAGCACUUCAACCACAGAAGCCAAAGACGUUAAGCCAUCGCUCAAAGUCGACGAACUAAAACGUGAAGACUGGAUAACAGAGGUUGUUAUUCAGGAAGAGGUCAGAUCAGAGCAACCUCUGCAGGCAAACAAGCUGUCAGCAGAUAAAAUACAAUUUCUUCACAACCAAGAUACGCACCCCGAGAAAACGUUCGACAAAUCGAACCCUGGGAAACUUGUCAUUCCCGACUUUAGUCAAAGCACUUUCACCUCAGAGGUCAAAGAGACUAAGCCAUCGCCCAAAGUCGACAAACUCAAAACUGAAGAGUGGCUAACACAGGUAGUAACUCAGGAAGAGGUCAGAUCAGAACCACCUCUACAGGCAAACAGGCUGUCAGCAGAUAAAAUGCAUUUUCUUCACAAACAAGUUACACAGCCCGAGAAAACCCUCGACAAAUCCAGUCCUGGUAGACUUGUUAUUCCCGAAUUUAGCCAAAGCACCUUCACCACAGAGGGCAAAGAGACUAAGCCAUCGCCCAAAGUCAACAAACUCAAAACUGAAGAGUGGGUAACACAGGUAGUUACUCAGAAAGAAGUCAGAUCAGAACCACCCCUUCUAGCAAACAGGCUGUCCGGAGAUAAAAUGCAAUUUCUUCACAACCAAGAUACACAAGCCGAGAAAAAGUUCAACAAAUCUAGCCCUGGCAGACUUGUCAUUCCCGACUUUAAUCAAAGCACUUCCACCACGGAAGCCCAAGACACUAAGCCAUCGCUCAAAGUCGACGCACUGAAAAGUGAAGACUGGGUAACAGAGGUUGUUUUUCAGGAAGAAGUCAGAUCAGAACCACCUCUGAAGGCAAACAGGCUGUCAGCAGAUAAAAUACAAUUUCUUCACAAUCAAGAUACGCACCCUGAGAAAACGUUCGACAAAUCAAACCCUGGGAAACUUGUCAUUCCCGACUUUAGUCAAAGCACUUUCACCUCAGAGGUCAAAGAGACUAAGCCAUCGCCCAAAGUCGACAAACUCAAAACUGAAGAGUGGGUAACACAGGUAGUAACUCAGGAAGAGGUCAGAUCAGAACCACCUCUACAGGCAAACAGGCUGUCAGCAGACAAAAUGCAAUUUCUUCACAAACAAGAUACACAGCCCGAGAAAAAGCUCGACAAAUCCAGUCCUGGUAGACUUGUUAUUCCCGAAUUUAGCCAAAGCACUUUCACCACAGAGGGCAAAGAGACUAAGCCAUCGCCCAAACUCAACAAACUCAAAACUGAAGAGUGGGUAACACAGGUAGUUACUCAGGAAGAGGUCAGAUCAGAAACACCCCUUCUGGCAAACAGGCUAUCCGGAGAUAAAAUGCAAUUUCUUCACAAACAAGAUACACAAGCCGAGAAAACGUUCAAGAAAUCUAGCCCUGGCAGACUUGUCAUUCCCGACUUUAGUCAAAGCACUUCCACCACGGAGGCCCAAGACACUAAGCCAUCACUCAAAGUCGACGAACUAAAAAGUGAAGACUGGGUAACAGAGGUUGUUAUUCAGGAAGAAGUCAGAUCAGAACCACCUCUGAAGGCAAACAGGCUGUCAGCAGAUAAAAUGCAAUUUCUUCACAAUCAAGAUACGCACCCCGAGAAAACGUUCGACAAAUCGAACCCUGGGAAACUUGUCAUUCCCGACUUUAGUCAAAGCACUUUCACCUCAGAGGUCAAAGAGACUAAGCCAUCGCCCAAAGUCGACAAACUGAAAACUGAAGAGUGGCUAACACAGGUAGUAACUCAAGAAGAGGUCAGAUCAGAACCACCUCUACAUGCAAACAGGCUGUCAGCAGAUAAAAUGCAAUUUCUUCACAACCAAGAUACAGAGCCCGAGGAAAUGCUCGAUAAAUCUAGUCCUGGCAGACUUGUCAUUCCCGACUUUAAUCAAAAUACUUUCACCGCACAGGUCAAAGAGACUGAGCCAUCGCCCAAAGUCGACAAACUCAAAGCUGAAGAGUGGGUAACUCAGGUACUUACUCAAGAGGAGAUCAGAUCAGCGCCACCACUCCACGCAAACAGGCUGUCAGCAGAUAAAAUAGAAUUUCUUCACAAAGAUGAUACACAGCCUGACAAAACGUUCGAGAACUCUAACCCUGGAAGACUUGUUAUUCCUGACUUUACUCAAAGCACUUUCACCACAGAGGUCAAAGAGACUACGUUAUCGCCCAAAGUCGACAAACUCAAAAGUGAAGAGUGGGUAACACAAGUGGUUACUCAGGAAAAAGUCAGAUCAGAGGCACCUCUCCCAGCAAACAGGCUGUUAGCAGAUAAAAUAGAAUGUCUUCACAACCAAGAUACACAGCCCGAGAAAAAGCUCGACAAAUCCAGUCCUGGUAGACUUGUCAUUCCCGACUUUAAUCAAAGCACUUUAACCACAGAUGUCAAAGAGACUACGUUCUCGCCCAAAGUCAACAAACUCAGAAGUGAAGAGUGGGUAACACAAGUAGUUACUCAGGAAAAAGUCAGAUCAGAACCACCUCUCCAAGCAAACAAGCUAUCAGCAGAUAAAAUGGAAUUUCUUCACAACCAAGAUAUACGGCCCGAGAAAAAGCUCGACAAAUCUAGUCCUGGUAGACUUGUUAUUCCCGAAUUAAGCCAAAGCACUUUAACCACAGAGGGCAAAGAGACUAAGCCAUCGCCCAAAGUCAACAAACUCAAAACUGAAGAGUGGGUAACACAGGUAGUUACUCAGGAAGAGGUCAGAUCAGAACCACCCCUUCUGGAAAACAGGCUGUCCGGAGAUAAAAUGCAAUUUCCUCACAACCAAGAUACACAAGCCGAGAAAAAGUUCAAGAAGUCUAGCCCUGGCAGACUUGUCAUUCCCAACUUUAAUCGAAGCACUUCCACCACAGAAGCCCAAAACACUAAGCCAUCGCUCAAAGUCGACGAACUAAAAAGUGAAGACUGGGUAACGGAGGUUGUUAUUCAGGAAGAAGUCAGAUCAGAGACACCUCUGAAGGCAAACAAGCUGUCAGCAGAUAAAUUGCAAUUUCUCCACAACCAAGAUACGCACCCCGAGAAAACGUUGCACAAAUCGAGCCCUGGGAAACUUGUCAUUCCCGACUUUAGUCAAAGCACUUUCACCUCAGAGGUCAAAGAGACUAAGCCAUCGCCCAAAGUCGACAAACUCAAAACUGAAGAGUGGCUAACACAGGUAGUAACUCAGGAAGAGGUCAGAUCAGAACCACCUCUACAGGCAAACAGGCUGUCAGCAGAUAAAAUGCAAUUUCUUCACAAACAAGAUACACAGCCCGAGAAAAUGCUCGACAAAUUUAGUACUGGCAGACUUGUCAUUCCCGACUUUAAUCAAAGUACUUUAACCACACAGGUCAAACAGACUGAGCCAUCGCCCAAAGUCGACAAACUUAAAGCUGAAGAGUGGGUAACUCAGGUACUUACUCAAGAGGAGAUCAGAUCAGAGCCACCACUCCACGCAAACAGGCUCUCAGCAGAUAAAAUUCAAUUUCUUCACAACCAGGAUACACAGCUCGAGAAAACAUUCGAGAAAUCUAGCCCUGGAAGACUUGUUAUUCCCGACUUUAGUCAAAGCACUUUCACCACACAGGUCAAAGAGACUACGUUAUCGCCCAAAGUCGACAAACUCAAAAGUGAAGAGUGGGUAACACAAGUGGUUACUCAGGAAAAAGUCAGAUCAGAGCCACCUCUCCAAGCAAACAGGCUGUCAGCAGAUAAAAUAGAAUUUCUUUACAACCAAGAUACACCGCCCGAGAAAACGUUCGAGAAAUCUAGCCCUGGUAGACUUGUCAUUCCCGAAUUUAACCAAAGCACUUUCACCACAGAGGCCAAUGAGACUAAGCAGUCGCCCAAAGUCGACAAACUCAAAACUGAAGAGUGGGUAACACAAGUAAUUACUCAGGAAAAAGUCACAUCAGAACCACCUCUCCGAGCAAACAAGCUAUCAGCAGAUAAAACAGAAUUUCUUCACAACCAAGAUACACAGCCCGAGAAAAAGCUCGAAAAAUCCAGUCCUGGUAGACUUGUUAUUCCCGAAUUUAGCCAAAGCACUUUCACCACAGAGGGCAAAGAGACUAAGCCAUCGCCCAAACUCAACAAACUCAAAACUGAAGAGUGGGUAACACAGGUGGUUACUCAGGAAGAGGUCAGAUCAGAACCACCCCUUCUGGAAAACAGGCUGUCCGGAGAUAAAAUGCAAUUUCUUCACAACCAAGAUACACAAGCCGAGAAACAGUUCAAGAAGUCUAGCCCUGGCAGACUUGUCAUUCCCAGUUUUAAUCAAAGCACUUCCACCACAGAAGCCAAAGACACUAAGCCAUCGCUCAAAGUCGACGAACUAAAAAGUGAAGACUGGGUAACAGAGGUUGUUAUUCAGGAAGACGUCAGAUCAGAGCCACCUCUGAAGGCAAACAAGCUGUCAGCAGAUAAAAUGCAAUUUCUUCACAACCAAGAUACGCACCCCGAGAAAACGUUCGACAAAUCGAGCACUGGGAAACUUGUCAUUCCCGACUUUAAUCAAAGCACUUUCACCUCAGAGGUCAAAGAGACUAAGCCACCGCCCAAAGUCGACAAACUCAAAACUAAAGAGUGGCUAACACAGGUAGUAACUCAGGAAGAGGUCAGAUCAGAACCACCUCCCCAGGCAAACAGGCUGUCAGCAGAUAAAAUGCAAUUUCUUCACAACCAAGAUGCACAGCCCGAGAAAAAUCUCGAAAAAUCCAGCCCUGGCAGACUUGUCAUUCCCGACUUUAACCAAGGCACUUUCACUACAGAAGUCAAAGACAAUAAGACAUCGCUCAAAGUCAAGAAAUUCAAAACUGAAGAGUGGGUAACACAGGUUGUUACCCAGCAAGAAGUCCGAUCAGAACCACCUUUCCAGGCAAACAGGCUGUCAGCAGAUAAAGUGCAAUUUCUUCACAACCAAGAUACACAACCCGAGAAUAAGCUUGACAAAUUCAGCCCUGGCAGACUUGUCAUUCCCACCUUUAAUCAAAGCACUUUCACCACAGAGGUCAAAGAGACUAAGCCAUCGCCCAAAGUCGACAAACUCAAAACUGAAGAGUGGCUUACACAGGUAGUUACUCAAGAAGAAGUCAAAUCAGAACCACCACUUCAGGCAAACAGGCUGUCAGCAGAUAAAAUGCAAUUUCUUCACAACCAAGAUACACAGCCCGAGAAAAAGCUCGACAAAUCCAGCCCUGGCAGACUUGUCAUUCCCGACUUUAAUCAAUGCACUUUCACCACAGAAGUCAAAGACAUCAAGCCAUCGCCCAAAGGCGACAAACUGAGAACUGAAGAGUGGGUAUCACAGGUAGUUACGCAGGAAGAAGUGAGAUCAGAACCACCCCUCCAGACAAACAGGCUGUCAGCAGAUAAAACGCAAUUUAUAGACAGCCAAGAUACAGAGUCGAAGAAGAAUCUGGACAGUUCC